AUGCCGGCCCGUUUGAGGCCCCUGCAGCCUGGCCGCCUGGAGUCUGGCCGCCUGCAGUCUGGAUCCAGCGGCCGAGGAAACGGAAAGGUCGCAGGACGAUGCAGAGCGUUUGCGGGUCUGAGCCGCGAGGCGCCCGAAAGAAGACGUACGAAAGCAUCCAGAGAUGCUGAAAGCACUCGCGAGGAGACGGCUGAAGACACCUUGGGAUGUCCGAAGGCACCCCGAAAAAGGCAACCUGAAGAAGACAACCCGAAGAAGACAACCCGAAGAAGACAACCCGAAGAAGACAACCCGAAGAAGGCAUCUUUAAGAAAACAACCCGAAGAAAGCACCCUGAAGAAGUCAACCAAGACAACCCAAAGAAGGCACCCCGAAGAAGAUAACCAGAAGAAGGCACCCCAAAGAAGGCACCCCAAAGAAGGCACCCCAAAGAAGGCACCCCGAAGAAGGCAUCCCAAAAAAGACAACCUGAAGAAGACAACGCGAAGAAGGCACCCUUAA
Molecule: messenger RNA, 501 nt
Organism: Thrips palmi
Lineage: Eukaryota; Metazoa; Arthropoda; Insecta; Thysanoptera; Thripidae
Product: histone H1, gonadal-like
Exons: 1
Coding region: 1-501 (166 amino acids)
Source: RefSeq, a predicted model, not a curated record